Molecule: messenger RNA, 2360 nt
Organism: Glycine soja
Lineage: Eukaryota; Viridiplantae; Streptophyta; Magnoliopsida; Fabales; Fabaceae
Exons: 7
Coding region: 743-2071 (442 amino acids)
Source: RefSeq, a predicted model, not a curated record
UGGAAAGUAGGGCUGCCCCACGUGGAAAAACCAAAAGUUAAAAGCACACACCUUUCCACCAAUUGAGUGCUAUUUAAUUUGUCAGGGUUUAAAAAAAAAAGGUUGAGCAAAGGAAUGGAGAGACUGUGAAGGAAAGCAAGCGAGAGGGAGGGAAGGUGUGCUUCAAGGGAAAUAUUAAUGGCAAAGUGUAUGGUGGCAGAUACACAUUGAAGAAGUGCAAUAAAAGGGAGAUUGUUUCAGUUGGGUAGGUCUGAGUUUUUAUAAUGCUUUCAUUAAGUUUUCAACUUUGUGAAAGCUAACCAAAGCAAAUCACCCUUCCUCUCUCUAACCCACAAACUUGAUCUCUCCUUUGGUUGAAGGUUUUUUGUGCAAUCACAAACAACACCAUAAAUUAAUCUCCAAAUCGCAUGUGUAGUGCUUCAUCAUCAGCUCAUAAAUCUAAAGCAGGCAAUCAUGAUCUUGAUGCUGAAGGUUGAAAAGGGUCUGUGAGCUGCAGCAGCUUAAUUGAUCUCAACCACUCCCUUCCUCACCAUUAAUACUAUUAAAUAGAGAGAGCCUUCCUUCGUUUCUUUUUUCUCUUAACAAGUCGUUUUCCAACUUUCUUUUCUUGGUUUAGUGUUUAGGCAUGGAAAUAACCAUGAAAGUCAGAUUUUCUGUGCUAUUUGCUUUGCUAGUAAUGGUUUCCUAGCUAGCCUUAACGUUGUUGUUUUUACCCAUUUUUUUUCUUGGUGCUGAAAGAGAUAUGGGUAUUAUUAUCGGGAGAAAGAGAAGGUGCUCCUGUUCAACUCCUCGUGAGGACCAUCAUCUUCUCCUUCUCACUUUCUUUGUUGCCAUACUUCUACAAAGGGCUGUGGUUGAAUCUUCUACGCUAAAUUACACGAGGCAUAGGCAUAGCAGUACCCUUAGACUUGAAAGGAUUAGUAAGCACUUGAACAAGAUCAAUAAGCCUCCGGUGCUCACCAUAGAGAGUCCAGAUGGAGAUCUUAUAGAUUGUGUUCACAAAAGAAAACAACUGGCUUUAGAUCACCCCCUUUUAAAGAAUCACAAGAUCCAGAAAAUGCCAACGGAGAUGCCAAAAGGGAUGAAAGUGAUGAGAGUUGAGGAUGAUAUGGAAAAGGUGAGAGUGAGAGAGAAGGCAUGGCAAAUGUGGCACCUAAAUGGGACACGGUGUCCUAAGGGAACGGUUCCAAUACGGCGUAGCACAGUGCAUGACGUGAUGAGAGCAAAGUCUUUGUAUGACUUUGGGAAGAAACGCUCACGAGUUGAUUCCCUCUCUCGCCGCAACGAUGCACCCGAUAUUCUCAGCGGCAAUGGCCAUGAGCAUGCGAUCGCAUAUACGGGAUCAUCGCAAGAGAUGUACGGGGCAAAGGCCACAAUUAACGUAUGGGAUCCAUCAAUUCAAGUAAUCAACGAGUUUAGUCUAUCGCAACUUUGGAUCCUUUCAGGAUCCUUCGAUGGCACCGAUCUUAAUAGCAUCGAAGCUGGAUGGCAGGUCAGUCCGGAGCUCUAUGGUGACAGCAGACCAAGAUUGUUCACUUAUUGGACGAGUGACUCGUACCGGGCAACCGGAUGUUACAACCUUCUUUGUGCUGGCUUUAUUCAAACCAAUAGCAGAAUAGCCAUUGGAGCUGCCAUUUCUCCUGUCUCUUCUUAUGAUGGCAACCAAUAUGACAUCACAAUCCUCAUUUGGAAGGAUCCAAAAGUGGGGAAUUGGUGGAUGAGUUUUGGUGACAACACAUUGGUAGGGUAUUGGCCCGCAGAGCUAUUCACACACUUAGCAGACCACGCCACGAUGGUGGAGUGGGGAGGAGAGGUUGUGAACUCACGAACCAACGGCCAACACACCUUUACCCAAAUGGGCUCUGGGCACUUCGCAGAAGAUGGUUUCGGAAAAGCAAGCUACUUCCGGAACCUUCAGACCGUAGACACGGAUAACAAUCUGAGUUCUGUGCAGGGCAUCUCAACCUUAGCCGAAAAUACAAACUGUUACGACAUUAAGAGCUACUACAGCAACGAAUGGGGCACCUACUUCUACUACGGUGGGCCUGGGAACAAUCCACAGUGCCCAUGAUUAUAAACGUCUAUAACGUAUAUAUCAGAUUUACUUCAGUUUCAAAUUAGUCCAUCUCUAAAUACAAAACAAAAAGAAAAAAAAUAAUAGUCCAUCUCAAGUAAUAUCUUUUCUGUUACAUUCUUUAUUUGUACGUAAUUAUAGAACUAAUAUUGUGCUAUUUCCGCUCUUGUUUCUACCACUUCCACUAUUUUUUUUUUGUUUCGACCGAUGAAAGGGCCGGGAGAGGAAAUUUUGAGUUGUAAUUAACUCAACAAUAAUAAGGAAUUUGCAGAUUUGAACGGCUCAA